ACCACCACCCGAGCCACCAGGCCCUCACCAGGAAACGGUCUAGUUCUUCCUGCCCCCCGCUGCUCUUGUGAUCGGACGUGUCCAUAGUGCGGCAAGGUGACACCACCGGGAUGGCGACGGCCGGCUUACAGUUUGUCGACCUCCACUCGGCCGCGAAACAGGAUGACAUGAUGGGCGUCGUGAAGCUGCUCGAGGAGGGAGCCCCGAUCGACAAGAGAGACCCCUACGGAUACACCCCCCUCCACUGGGCGUGCCAGAAGGGACACACGCACACCGUGCAGGCACUCCUCGCCGCGGGGGCCAACGUUCAUGUGCGAGACAAAUGGAGACGCACCCCUCUGCACCGCGCUGCUAAGGAGGGCCAUAAGGACGUUGUCGCCGCGCUGCUCAACUCGGGGGCGGAAAUCAACGCUCAGGGCGACAACAACUGGACCCCUCUCCACUGCAGCAGCUUUCACGGCAAGGUCGAGAUCGUGGAGAUGCUACUGCGCAACGGCGCUGACCAGGCCGCGACGGAUCUCCGAGGACGCACCUCCGCUGCGGUGUGCGACAUGGGCCUCUACGACGUCGAUCAGAGCGUGAAGGACAGGAUUAUCCAGCUCCUCAAGAACCCUCCCGUACGGCAGCUCGAAGCACCACCCGCCGCCGCUCCAGCGACGACGAUGCUCGCUCUUCCCCCUUCCUCCACGGCCGCCACCCCCGCCGCCGCCGCCGCUGCGGCAGGGGCCAACCCGGGCCUUCAGGGAGCGGCACCGGCGGGAAGCAGCGAGGGCGGUUCGACCGCCGCCUCCGCUGCUUCCGCUUCCGCUGCUGCCGCCGCCGCUUCUGCUGCGUCGGCUGCCUUGGCCGCGGAGAACGGGGUGUUCGCGCUCUGGGACACGAGCCUCGGACCCGGGGCGGGAGACGCCGGGCCAGGCGCGAGCGGCAUGAUCGACAAGGAUUGGACGGACCCGGAGGACGCGGCGUGGAACGAGAUGUGGGCGAUGCUGCACGUGCCAGACCCGGACAAUCCGGACAACAACCUCUACUCAGAAGUCAAGACGCUCCGCCACGACGUGAAGCGGCUGCGGAGCGACCUGAACGAGACGGCCAGCAAUGACGCCGCCUCCACCGCUACCACCACCGGCGGCGCCAAAGACAGCACCACCAAAGGCGUCACCAACGGAAUCACCAAGGGCACGGCGAACCUCGAGGGACUCUUGGGCGUCUCUAGCGCUCCGGCGGCGGCAUCAUUAUCGCCCGGCGGCGGCGCAACCUCGCCCGCUACUGCCGUAACCGACGCCCCCCCUGUUGCCCCCAAGAGCGUGACGGGAUCGAGCGAAGAUUCAACCACGGGACUGUUCGGGGAAAUGUCGGUGUCCUCACGAGAAGCGUUGGCGGACGGGGCGGCAGCCCCGGAGGGCGCUAGCCCGAAUUCCGUCGGCGGUGGCGGCCGUCGUACUGAUGGCGGGAUGGUGUCGGUGCCCCCUGCCAAGCGGCAUCGGUCGACGGCGGCGGCGGAGGUCGGGGGGAGUGCCGCCGACUCGGUCGGAGCGGAGGGCACCAGGAGCAUGGGGGAGACGGAGCUGAGGGAACAGCUGGCGAGACAGAACCGCUUGUUGGCCGAGAUGGCCAACGAGCUGGAGAGCUUCCGGAAGGAGAGGAGCGGGGGUGCCGCGGGGAACAGGGGCGGGAGCGUGGGGGGUAUGGGAGAAGGCUCUGCCGUGCUGCCGGUGCUUGACGAUCGAGGGCUAGCUCACAAGGUAAGGUGAAAGCGCGGAGGGUUGGUGCUUCCGGACCCACCGGCUUCGCUGCCCGAUGCAUGAGUGUGUGGUGGGCAUAGCCGGGCGAACGGAAACUGCGUUGAAAAACGGGGCUGGCUGUUUGCUGACAACGCCGGUGGCCGUAUGAGAUGUUUUACAAGUGGAGGAAGGAUCCGGUUGUGCAUCAUGAGCAGUCUAGGGGGGGGGGGAAAUGCGGAUCGACCUGCCCCCCUCGCAGACGGACACAGUACUCUUGGUUAAAAUAUGGGGGUCUUCCUCUUGUUUUGUUUUCUUCGCACGCCUGCCUUGCUUGUAUUUCCACCGAAGAACGCAUGGCACCAUCACACCAGCUCUCUGAAAGGCCAGCGAUCUUUCGUUAGAUGCGCACCAGUCCAUGGUCGUGUGUGCAGCUGGCGCAGCAUACGCCCCCCCCCCGCCCCCCGUCUGUGCUGCCAUUAUUAGUGUACCGCAAAUAUGGAACAAGCUUUGAUGGGUUACACAGCAGUGGAGAAGUGGUCCGUCCGUGCUUUUGCUUGCGUUGGUGGGCGGUGCAGGUGGUAUCUUGUCGAAAGCUGCACAAAUAUUCUGGGUAGGGCCGACAGUUUCGGCCGUGAGGAAAAAAAAACUUCCUGGACGUUCGUCGUGGAGAGUAUUACCUACGUCAGCGCCGAAAUUUCGUUGUUUUGCCGGGGGAGCGAGGUGUGGUAUUUUUUCACGCAUUUUCCAUGAUAAAACUGAACUGUCAGGUGUAGCGUUGAGUCGCUGUCACUGCUGCUGUUUUGCUACACGGGCAGGAAAAUUGGCGUUUAGAGCGGCGAGGUAGCGAAACCUAGAUUUGGAUUGUAAACAGGGGUCGGUGUUGGUGCAGUAAUUUUGUUUUCAAAACGUAAAAGCGUGGUCACGCUGAAGAGUGAAAUAAAACCUGUCGCAAUUCGCUCGCUGGCGAAACCUAUUGUUGCUAUUUGGGUGUGGCUUUGAAAGGGUUUCACCGUUGUUGGCAGACAUGUUUGUGCAUGGGGGGUAGGGAAAAUGUUGCAUUGUUUUUGUUAGAGUGUUUUUGCAAAUAGCUGUUAAGAAAAUUUGGAAGAAUGUUAGUCUAGAGACUUACGGGGCAGUAUGUCGCAUUGUAUUCUUCAUUCAUACGGAAAAGAUAGUGCCCGGGGGUGUUUGCUGCUUGUUGGCUGAGGGCGAGGUAAAGUAUAUCUAAAAUAUUCCUUAGACAAGCCCGAGAAGUGCAAAGCCGAACAGAUACUUUUUUGUUUCGUGGUAUUGCCUCAACGUCUCUCUUAGUUGGAAGCGAGAAUACAGGGCGGUAUAUGGUAAGAUUUUUUUUUUUUUUGCGAACAUUUGUUUCGGUUUUUGUAUUGUUCUUAUAGGCGUACACGUGGUGGUAUGCAACAAAAUUUGAUUGCCAGGGGCUUCGGCGGUAGUAUGAAAAUGUAGUGCUUUCGUUCGGACAUGGCACGCCGAUACCAGGCGGUUGUAUGCUGGUUGGUGUGCGCAACCCCUUGGGGUUGGUUGGACAAGUUUUAUUGUUUUGGGUUCUUACGUGCGUGGGAUGGAUCAGAAGUGGUGGGACUCUGUGUUACCGGACAGCCCCCCCCCCCCUUUUGUUUGAGUGAUCCACGUGCGCAUAGACAGGCUGAGAGGCUGUGCAGGCGAGAUGAGGGUGUCCCGUAUCUUACCGAGCGCAGGCGACGUCCCCCAAAUGCCCCGAUGCCUCAAGGUUCCUCGGUAACACGACGCCUUCAAGAGUCUCCCCUUCAACAAGGUCGAAUCUGAGUGCCUGCCUACUCAAGUCCGGGUGUAUGUACUUCGCGUUUAUGUGAUGAAUGUUUUUGAUGUGCUAGGUUGUUGUAGAAAACGCACCCGAAGUAAACAAAGCAUGUUCUGCUCCCGCGGCUCGCGUUUACUUUGUUCUUGCUGUUUCGCGCUGAUGUCUGUGAACGAUGACAAAUGGGGUGAGAGGGCUGGGGGUACUCGGGUAAUUAACCUUUUUCUCACAAGUAGGUUGGUGUUGAUGCCAUUAGCAGUAGAAGUCAACAAAGCUCUCGGUGCUUUUUGCCCUCAAUACAUUCGCUAUGCUGGUCAUGCUACUGUAGCGGCGUUCCUCAUUUCUUCAUCCCCCUCGCUGGGUGACAGACUACUACGUGGUAGCUCUCGCUUUCGUCCUCGGCCGCUGUUGGUCGUGACGAGUGUUUUUUUUUGUUGCGGUCGGCGGAGGUUUAUUCGUUGAUGACGUUUGCAACAAAACGC
Ectocarpus sp. CCAP 1310/34 is the source of this 3998-nucleotide messenger RNA. Lineage: Eukaryota; Phaeophyceae; Ectocarpales; Ectocarpaceae. The record is from the annotation of a GenBank genome assembly.